AUGCGUUGUCCUAGUCCAAUUCGUAUUUAGUUGUGUUUGUGAACUUGUGACUCCAUAAGUAUACCUUUAUUGCAGUACGCUAUGGCCAGUAAAAAAAAAUGUGAAUUAGAAAAUUCCUUGACAUACAAAAUGACUACGCCUCAAGCUACUAGACAAGCUAAAGUAACUGAUUUUUUUCACAAAUGUUAAUUUUUAAGAUGUAAUUAAUUAAUAUAAAAAUACAAUUUAUUUAGUUUAUUGAUUUAAUAAAAGUACAAUUUCUCUUUCCAAAUAACGGACACCAAUGAACAGCGAACAAAAUGUAAGCGAUCUAGUGUGUCCGGUAUUUAGAGGUUUCAUUGUAUAUUUAUUUUAAAUUCUAGUAUGGUACCUAUGUGUUAUUGUUAUUUUUUUUCUAUAUUUGAAUUAUUUGUAUACCAGAAUUAUUUAUAGCUAUUUGAAAUAUUUAAUAUUUUGGAUUUUAUAUGGUUUUUGUGGUUUAAAUUGUUUUGAUUCAGCGGAAAUGACUUUGAAAUCUAUAUGAUUAUAAAUAAUCUAUACAUUAUUUAUUAUUUUAUUUAUGGUAAUACCAUAACUGAUAACGGUAUGAUUUUUUUGAAAAAUACCAAAACAGUUUAUUUUGAACUUUCUGCCUAAUCAUGGUUUACGUAAUGUUGCCACUGACCAUGGUGUCAUAAAUAUUUCCGACACCACCAGGUAGCGCUACAAUUUGUCCGAAGGCCAGUUUUAGUGAUGAAUACAUGGUUUUAAUAUAAAAUAAUGAUAAUUUAUAUUAAAUUUUGUAAUUUUGUAAUUUUAUAACUCGGUAUUAUAUACUUGGUACCAAGUUUUAUUGUUUAAAUUCAUUAGUCAAUUAGGUAGGUGUAUAAUAAAAUAGUUUUAAUUAAAAAAGUGUUUAAAUGUUAUUACAUUAUUUUAAAAAUGUAGGUACUUAUUACAAUUUAAAUUAUUUUGCUAAAUUUGUUUGGUUUUUCUUUUUUUCUUUUGCUGCAUUCUCUAUAACACAUGUGAAAUACAUCCUGGAUAAUAAAUACAAUUAUAUUGUAUUUUUCAAGAAUUUAAGUGUUAUAUAGUUAUUUAUAUUUUGUAACUAUUUCAUUUCAGCAUAAUGCCAUCAUCAGGUUACUGAAUACAUAGCUUAAUUAGAUUCAUAUUAAAUUGUGAAAUUAUAAAUUAAAACAAACCUAUAACGUUUUAAAGUAUUCAUAUCUCUGUAUAUAUAUAUAUAUAAAUACAAAUAGAAACUUGAUAUUAAAGAAAAUUGAUUAUAGAUUAUUUUUUAAAACAAUUAAUUUAAUUUAUAAUUGUCAAAUAUCUCAAACGUACAGUAAAAAUAUGUGCUUAAAUUAUAAUAUAUUGUUUUAAUAAAUAAUUGAUUAAUUAACUUGGAAAUAUACAAAAAAUUUACUUUAUUAAAAUGUAAUUAUAAUAGCAAUAAAAGAUAUUAAAGAUUUGAUGAAGACUGUUGAUUAAAUACAUAUUGUCCUCUAUAUCAUACCUUCUAAGCUUAGCACCUACAAAUAUGUUCAUACUUAAUUAUGAUUACUUCAUACUUGUAUAAUUUGUUUGUAGUAAAAAACCAUUGAUUUUUAGUUGUACACAUAUAUUACAUUUAUUAUUUAUGAUGCAUUUGGGACAUAUACAAUGGAUAUAAAAUAAUAAAUUAAUAAAAGAUGGAUUGUGUACAUUGAAUACAAUUUGUUUUGUUUUCUUAAGGAUUAGUAUUAUUUAUUUAAUAAUUCAAACCAUUGGUGCACAAAAAAAAUAAAGUUACCAGUUUUUUAUUUUCUAAUUUUAGUUUUUUUAUUACUAGCAUAGCCAGUUUUGCAUCCUGGCAUGAAACAUUUAUUUGGCAUUCUGGAUUUUUUUUUAGUUUUCUAAAAAAAUUUAAAACUAUAAAUAUAUCUCGUGUGGGAGAACAUUGAUAAUUUUAAAAACUCGAUUAAAUGAUUAAUUCUAUUAUCAUUUAUGAACAUAAGUAAGUAUAACUAUUCCGUUUUUGUACAUAAUUUAGAUCAAUAAAUAAAUAGUCAUAAUAUAUAAUAUAAUUAAAACAUUUUAGUUAUUUUUAAACAAUACUACAAAAAUUAAAAACCACUAGUAGAUAUAAUGUGGGAUAAUAUUAUUAAUUUUGUUUCUUAAAUUAAAACUUAAUAAUUACUUUCUAUUAUCAUUUAUAAACAGUAGAAGAUAUGAAUUAUUUCUUUUUUGUACAUAAUACAUUUAAAAUUUAAAUAAACAUAAUAUACAAUAUUAUUGUAACAUUUAACUCAAAUUCAGUAUGCUUAUUGCUUUUGGUAUAAAUCACUAUAAAACAUAUAAAAAUCGGUCUUCGGGCAAAUGCUAGUGCACUCUGGUGAACAGCCAAUUUGUUGGAUCAAUCUCGUAGCAUUGAAAGAUAUGAAAGCGGCAUCACCUUAUCUUCUCUACAUUGUGCGUACGAUAUAUUUAACUUUGAAGACUGGCAACGCUGUAGCAAUUAGUUAUCUAGUUAUGAUUAUAUAAUAUCUAUAUUUGUGGCUUGUGUAGGUAUAUGAUCUAAUAUUAUAUCUUUGUGUUGUGGUAGAAACUCUGCUCUCGCGUUGUAAACAUUGAAUAUAUCAAAUAACGUAAAGAUUAUAUAGAAAGAUAAAGGUAUAACAAACUUCUGUUUUCUUGUUAAAAUUUCUGAAAUAUUAAAACUUAUUUAAUAAUUAUCAUAAUAAUCAUUUUUUUUUUAUUUUCCAAAUCUUAUAUUUUCUAUGCGGAUUAAAUCGUUUAUUAUUUAGCUCUGUGUGGAAAUUAUUCAUUCCUAAUUACUGUGAAAUAAAUUGAAACGUAAGUAAAUUUAAGAUUUCGAUUAAUAUAUAUUACAUAUUAUAUUAAUAUACCUAUGUAAUAUGAAAAAUGAAAAAAAAUAAGUUCUUGUUGAAUCAUAACUAAAUGUAGAAAAAUAUAAUGAAAACUUUUUAAAACAACUAAAAUGAUUUGUAGACAAUUUCAUAAAUAUACAAAUAUACCUAUUUGAAUAAGAACAUUUUUUUGUUAAUAACAUAAUAUGUAUUAUAUUUAAUCUAUAUUUGUAUGCAUAAUAUAAAAAUAACCAUAUCAUUAAAUAUCUGGUUAGAUUAAAUAGUUUUCAAUAUUCCGUAUUCUAAUUUCAUUUCACUCUGGGGAUAAACAUAUAUUUCCUAUAAAUAUACACUUCUGUGGUAGCUAGUUUUUGGACAUAACUUUCAUAGGUAUUUUCGGAUGUGUCCUGCAAAUUUCAACCCGGUCAGGGAGUGGGUUGCUCGGAUGGAGGAAUUUAGUGUAGUCAGUUAUUAAGUAUGGCCCUAUUAAAUAAUAUGUUUAAAUCUUUAUUUACUCUUUUGAUCUAGAGUAUUCAGGUAAAAUUCUUACAAUUUGUAGUAAAUAGGUAGGUACAUAUUUAAAAUAUAUAUAAACUGCAAUGUAUAAUAAAAUACCUAUAUUCUAUUAACAUUAGAUUUUUCACACAUUAAUUAAAUUUUAAAUAUAAUUAAUAGAAUAGUCAAUAGAAUUAGAAAAUUUAAUAAGUUUAGAAAAUUUAUAUAUAAUUAUUUAUUGUCUUAAAUUAUACUAUAGUAGGUUUAUAAGUGAUAAACGAUAACCGAGACGAUAACUUAAUAGAAUUAAAAGAUAUAAUAAUAAACUAUUAAAAGGUAUUUUUUCAUAGACUAAUAAUAAACUGUAUAACCUAUUAAAAUCUAUAUACCUAUUGACAUUUAAAAUCUAUGAUUAUUUUGUAUGAAGUUUGAAGCUUUUUUGAAUAUAGGAUAAUUCUCCCUAAUUUAGGAUGGUUGCCAAUCCUAAUCUACUUGUAUAUUAGAAGUUUGUAUUGGAUAUAAUAUUGUGUAAGGACAUUUUUACUGGUCAAAUUAAUUGAUACAUUUUAUUUUAAAAUAACUAUUACUUAUUAAAUUAGUUAACUUCAAAACUUGAUUUAUAUCUGAACAUAAAUAAAUGGUUAAAAACCAACAUUUUUUUCUCUGUUUGUCUCAUGCGUAUUAUAAAAACUAAGGCAUUCUACGUUUCCACAAAUGUGACUCUUUGGUUGAGUUUAUGGAAAUAUGACCUAUUGUAUUACUUAUAUGUUUUGUAAAGAAGCAUAUUUACUAUUUUAGUAUGAAUUCUAGGUAUGAAUGACUUUUAAUAUUUUUAGUUUUUGAUAAGUUAUUAAUGGUUAAAAUUAAGAGAAAAUUUAAAAAGCCUAUUUGAUAAAAAAAAAAAAAAGGAAACCAUUAAAAAAAAAUCAUUUGUAUGAUCCAUAGUAGAUAUUUGUCUUUAUAAAAUGUAUCACUUAUAGGAUCUUUUGCCCUAAACUCAACCAGGUCAAGUACAAAAUGCCUUUAUUGUUAUAUUAAUUGGGUACAAGAACAGACAAAAUAAAUUUUACUGUUGAGACACAUUGAAUUGUAUUUUUAAUUUUUAUCACUUAGAUUAUUUAUUUGUUUAUUAUUAUUAAAAUAAUUUGUUUUAUUCAAUUUAGAAAAUGAACCAAAACGGAUUUAGUACUGGCGAAGAAGAUUCAAAAGGUCCUAUUGAUAAGUUUUGCUGUUUACAAGAAGAUGGACUUCGGUGUCAGCGACAAGCAGGGAAUGCUUCGUAUAGUAAAAAAAUACGCAAUACUGUUAGGCAACUGAAGUUACAUUUGGAUAAUGUUGUAUGUUUGGAAUUUUUUAUAUAUUUUUUUUAAAUUAUAAUUUUUUGUUUUAAUAAAACAUAUUUUAUUAGGCAAGACACAUCUACAUUUGUGAUUACCACAAAAAUAUGAUUCAAAGUGCCAGGUCUUUAAAACCAUCUAAUCAGGAAGAAACACCAGAAAUAGACUUUGCACAGUUACAAAUGAAUACACUUAGACGUUACAAAAAACAUUAUAAAGUAGUAACAAAACCAAGUUUAAAUAAGGCUCAGAUGGCAGAGGUAAUGUUUUUACUUAAUUAAUUAUAGUUAUAAACCUAUUUUGUCUUAUGAGUGAACGGGACUGUUGUAGAACGGGAUAUUAACUGCUGCAGUUUGUUAUGUAGGUAAUAAAAUGUAUGUAGAUGUGUUCAUAUAAAUUAGUUUUAUCCCGAACAAGUCCCAUUCUCUCAUUAGACAUUAUAGUAAUAUUUAUAUAAAUACCUGUAACUUACAACACCUAUUUAUGGAUAGUAUUAAAAUAAUCAUUAUUUGUUCAUAAAUCUUUAUUUUACUUUUAUCUUCAAUAUUGCAAAUGAUUUCAAUAAUAGUUAUAAACCAUUUGGUUAAUGUGCAAUAAUUUCAAAAUAAUUUAUCAUAGUUUUGUUUUCUUUCAAAUCACAUAGUAUUUUAUGUUUUAUAUUUGGUACCCAUGUAUUUUUUUUAUCAUUUAAUAAUUAAAUUUAUUCAUAAAAAUUCCAUUUUGAUUAUGACGAUUUAUCAUUACUUUCAGUAUAUAAAUUAAACUUCUGAUGUGAAGUGCUUCCAUUUUUUUUACAUUUAUGUUUUUAUUUCUAACUUUUCCAUUAGGUACUAAUAUUUAAGUUGUAUAUUAAAAUAAAAAUAUGCAUUAAACUUUUUUUUAUACAGUUAGGCGUCAAAAUAAUUUUUUUUUUUUUAAAUAAGCUAUGUAAUUUAUGUUAAUAAAUCAUCAUCAUUCAUUAUCAAUAAAUAGUAGUAUAAAAUAACAAUUUGUAUUUUGAAUAAAAUACAAUAAAUUUUCAUUUGAAAAAAAAAUGUUUCAGACACUCUUUUCUCAUUUUAAAACAAUACCAGUCAACGAAAAAGAAGCCCUUACAUUCUUUAUAUACACAAUUAAGACCAAUGGUAAUAAAUUGGAUCAAAAAAGUGCAAGUACUACCACUGAUACAGUACAAUCGUAAUUAUCAUAUUAUAUGAAACAUUAUUUUAUUUUAUUUUAUUUUAUUUUAAUGGUAUUAGUACAUUUAUUUGUAUUAACCAAUUUGGUUUUUUAAAUUUAAAUGUAUUAAUUAUAUUUUGUAAAAAUAUUCUUAUACAAAUUUGUGAUUAUAACUUGUAUAUUAUUUUGUAUUUAAUUCACAUUAUUAUUAAUAUUAAUUUACAUAUUCGAGCCCCUUAAAAUAACUACUUUUAUCUGGUCAAAUAAACUAAUUAGGUA
Cinara cedri is the source of this 6100-nucleotide messenger RNA. The record is from the annotation of a GenBank genome assembly. NCBI's taxonomy places the organism in Eukaryota, Metazoa, Arthropoda, Insecta, Hemiptera, Aphididae.